This is a messenger RNA of Sporothrix schenckii 1099-18, 393 nucleotides long. RefSeq lists its product as uncharacterized. The coding region runs from base 1 to 393 and encodes 130 amino acids. The transcript has a single exon. The record is from RefSeq and is a predicted model, not a curated record. NCBI's taxonomy places the organism in Eukaryota, Fungi, Ascomycota, Sordariomycetes, Ophiostomatales, Ophiostomataceae.
AUGAGGCAUAUGAGCGCCGCUCACGAGGCGAGCCAGGAGAGCAAGGGUGCAUUGAAUGAGCCUGCCGUGGGUGUGGUGGACGCAUGGUGGACAGCGGCUGUCGACACUCAUCAUCCCCCCGAUUUCGUACAUGGCUCAUUUUCUGUCCACCUUGCCGUCUUCUUUUGUUCUCUGUUUCCAUCUCUUUCAUCCAAUUUCUCAUUCAUUCCCUCCGUUGCUUGUUUUUUUGGUGGUCGGAAGAGAGGCAUAUUCCCUAUUUCCUCCACUGAAGGAUCAGAGGUUGAUGGCGACGAAGUGCGAGGGGGGCUGCAAGAGCCAAGGGAGGGUCUGUGGAGAGAGAGCAAGCUGGGACGUCCAGCCAGUCAGAGCACAGACAAGGUGCAGUCUGGCUGA